AUGCAGCACAUGCGCGACACGGUCAACUUCGCACCUUCCAAGCGCGCUUUUCAAACUCAAUUCAAGCGAUGGGGUUUCCCGUCCAAACGCAAGCCAACCUUCCGCGACGAUGACCUUCUCGAACGUGUGAAAGAGCUUUGGGAGGCCAACUACAGUCAGCGCAACAUGCUCCAAACCCUUCAAGCCGAAGGUCACGACAUCAAGGAACGUGAGCUAAUGAGACUACGCGCCAAGAAUCGCUGGCUCAUGCGAAUUCCAAAUGGUGCUAAGCAGGCGCCUGGUGAUGACACUGACGCGACCCUCGAAGCGCAGUUACUCCAGGCGGCGAAGGAUGAAGAAAGCGGUCCGCAACCUGCUCAGGAUGCGGAACCUCAAGCCUUGGACGACCCGCCACCGGAAUUCGUUGAGCGCCAGAGGGAGAGACUUCAAGAGCUGCAAACAAUCAGUGACCAGCGCUGGGCUGAGAGGAAGCGUCGUCGUCGAACCAAAGGUUAUGCCGGGCUCCCAGCCGACCCCGCUGGACUCCCGCCUCGAUUCCCUUCCGAGACUACACUCGAGGAGAGUAGACAUAUUCUGGGUCUCGAGGUGAGAGAGUAUCGCGCUAUCCGCGAUCAGUUCCAGGCCAUGUGCGAAGAAGAGCAGAUUCUGCAAAAGACUGUCGCUGGCGCUGAGAAGUGGCAAGCCAUCAAAGAUCGUCUCAUUCGUGAGAGUGCCCUCCUGCAGCGCGUGGUGUGGCAGGACACAUCCAACCUGCAAUCCAAAGAGCUCGCUCUGGAUGUCAUCUGCACCGAUGUCACCAAGCGCAUUCGUACCAUGGGAAAACGACUCACCAUCCUGGAAUCCAAGAAUGUUCUGGGCCUGAAUCCUGACCAGAGUCGCCAAAUUCGCGGCGAGUUCUACGACAUCCUCGAGUCGGAGCAUUACACCAGCAAACUCGAGAUGGGCCCCGAGAAGUGGAAAGAUCUCAAAGACCGUUGGGUCGCCAACAACGCGUACCUGCAGGCUCUUCUAGCACCAGGCCCAGAAAACGACCCCGACCACAAGAAGAAGCUCGAUGCCAUGGAACUCUUGUGUCGCGAUGUCAUGAAACGCGUCCGAGACGAUCGCGCCAAGAAGAAGGGAACGUUCCGAAAGAGCAAGCCGACACCACCUUCUGCGCGGGUUGAGGUUGCCACUCCUGGGCCGCCAGCUCCGACUCCUGCACCGGCCGCGAACUCGUACGCAGCCGCCUCGCCCGCCAACCCAUUCAGCGAAGUGUCCAAUCCUGCGCCACAGAAUGAUUUGUCAGACCUCCAGAUUGACCCUAAUCUGCUGCAGGUGGCGGACAAUCUUGGUACUCCACAGGUCUCGACUCUGACACCCGUGUACAUCCGUCCCCAUCCCGAGUCCACCAUGUAUACGACGACCAAACUCUGGCUGGGGUCCUUGGCAAACCAUACUGUACAGGAGCUUCGAACGCUAAUUGCCGACAAAUAUCCAAAUUCCACAGCGGAACGGAUCGAUGGAGUGGAGAAGGACGCUGGUGGCAACGAGAUUCCCUAUCGCAUCGACGAAGACGAGGAGUUGGAGGCAUAUCUUGAUCACGCUCAGACCAAGACCAAGAAAGCUACGUUCGUGGUCCUGCUCAAGCGGGCUUGA
This is a messenger RNA of Cladophialophora carrionii CBS 160.54, 1638 nucleotides long. RefSeq lists its product as uncharacterized. Lineage: Eukaryota; Fungi; Ascomycota; Eurotiomycetes; Chaetothyriales; Herpotrichiellaceae. The transcript has a single exon. The record is from RefSeq and is a predicted model, not a curated record. The coding region runs from base 1 to 1638 and encodes 545 amino acids.